AUGACGUUUCCUGAUUCAAAGCCCAGCUCUUGUGCUAACUGCUCCAAAGUGGGGUGCCCCCAGGACAGAUCCAUAUGCGGAAUCGGGGUGGGGAGCUGUGCUCCCAAACAAGAUUUGGAGCACCACGAGUCAUACACCACCAACAGUCUGGAAAGUGUUCCCUACAAGAAGACAUGCACUGUUGAAGUCAUGGGGGUUACCCCACUUCUCUGGACCCUGACUCUGCUCUCCGUCACAGCUUCAGUGGCUCCUGACUCUCAUUAUCUGGUGGCCUUCCCAGGGGUCAUUAAGUACCCUGGCACCGAAAAGUUCUGUGUACUUCUGCAGUCGCUCUCUGAGACCGUCCACAUGGCCGUGACGCUGGAGAUGAAGAACCAGAACCACACGCUGGUGGACGAGGAUGUGGAGAAGCCACAUCGGUUUAAAUGCAUCAGUUUCCAGGUCCCGCCCUUCACUCCAGAACACAAGUCCACGUACAACUCAGGGGAAGAGGUGGCCCACGUGCACGUCCGCAUCCACAAGGGAGACAGCGUGAGCUUCGAGGACCGGAAGAAGGUGCUGGUCCAGGACGUUUUCAUCCGCACCAUCGUCGUGCCGGACAAGCCCUUUUACAAACCUGGAGAGACAGUAAAGUUUCGGAUUGUGAGGCUUGAUGAUGACUUUAAGGCCCUUAAUGAAAAGGUAAGCGUUGCUAGACUGCUGGAUCCCAACCAGAACCGGAUUGGCCAGUGGCUGGAUGUGGAAACCAAACAAGGCAUCGCGGAUCUCUCCUUCCCCCUGGCAUCUGAAGCAGCCCUGGGAGGGUAUACCAUCCAAGUGGGAAAAUAUCAGGGAGGGGAACAUUUUCAAGUGGAGGAAUAUGUGCUGCCUAAGUUCGAAGUAUUGUUGGAAGUCCCUAAAUUAGUCACCACUUCAGAUGAAGAAAUAAAGAUCAAAGUGACUGGCAGGUAUACAUAUGGAAAGGGAGUUCGUGGGACUGUGCGGCUGACCCUGAGGAGAGACAGGUCCUAUUAUUUUUGGGAAUUGGCACAAAAUGAAACGAUUCCCAUUAAAAAAGAGUACACUGCCAAGACAGACAAGACCGGCAGUGCCGUUAUUACCAUCAGUGCGGCUGACAUUAAUCUGUCCCAAAAAGGCUAUGGUAGUAAUCUUCGGGUUUCUGCAGAACUGGAGGAGGAAGGAACAGGUGUGGUCAGCUCGGGAAGAGCCUACAUAUCCGUCGCCACCAAAGCGGUCAGCGUGUCCUUCAUCAACCUCAACCCGUUCUAUAAGCAUGGCUUUCCAUAUACCGGAAAGAUGAAAUGUGACAUAAACAGCUUUCCCGUCAGGAACGAGACCAUCUAUCUUGUCGUCGAUGUCAAUGACGUGGAGAUGAUAUUUCCACACUUGACGGAUGAGAAGGGGGAAGUUCACUUCUCCUUAGACACGGCUAAUUGGAAAGAUACACUGGUUGCUCUCCGGGGCAGGUAUUCCCUUGAGAACAUAACUGCUGGAGAUUCCGAUGACCUUGAGAUAGUGCGGAAUGAAGCUUUCAGUUGGCUGAAGCCCUUCUACUCGGAGAGCAACAGCUUCCUUGAGAUCCAGCACGUAGAGGAAGAACUGCCUUGUGGAAAGGAUCAGGAAGUACACGUGGAUUAUAUAAUUGAUCGGAAAGAACUGGGGCCCGAGGCUGACCACGUGGAUUUCUAUUACUUGGUUGUGUCCAAAGGAAAGGUCAUUUUGAGUGGGCAGAAAGCCGUGCCGAUUGGCCAAGAUGAGACACUGAAGGGUACCUUUACGCUAACGCUGUCCAUGAGCGCAGAUCUGGCACCCAUUGCCCGGCUUCUACUGUAUGCUGUGUUUGCUGAUGGCGAGGUGACAGCCGAUAUGGACGUGUUCACCCUAGAGAAGUGUCUCCCGCAUCAGGUGAAGCUGGGCUUCUCCGAGGAAGAAGAUCUUCCAGGUUCACAGGUCGAGCUGCACGUGGAGGCAGCCCCUGGAGCCCUCUGCUCUCUCCGGGCGGUCGACAAGAGCGUCAUCCUGAAGGAAGACAGCGCUCUGACGCCAGAAAGGGUGUACAGAUCCGGUCUCGGUUAUGAUUCUGAGUACUUAAUUGGCGCAAGAGGAUUUGACUACCACUUGGAAGACUUUGAGCCCUACCCUUGUCUGCCUUUUGAGGGUCCCCCGAUGCUCGGUCAAAGGCGAAAGCGGUCCUUGCUAGGCCCCUGGUAUGAAUGGCAAGCGGAUGUCUAUAGCCUCUUUAAGCAACUGCGACUGAAACUUUUAACCAAUACCCGAGUGAAAAAACCUGUGUCCUGCUUACCACAACCCGAAAGAAGACUUCUCAAAAUGGGUGAAAUGACACCGAUCGCCUAUAGCAUAUCCGAAUCCGCUCCUGUCCCUGGCUCAGGGAAUUUUGUCACUCAGUCCAGUGUGGAAGAGAAGAAGGAGGAGAAGGCAAAACCAAGGACCCAUUUCCCAGAGACAUGGAUUUGGGAUCUGGUCCCGCUCAACGAGGAGGGGAAAGCAUCUCUCUCGGUCACCGCUCCCGACACGAUCACGGAGUGGACAGCCGACGCUAUCUGCGUGGCGGAUCUCGGCUUCGGGCUCUCCCAGCCGGCGACCUUCCGGGUCUUCCAGCCGUUUUUUGUGGACCUGGUGCUGCCCUAUUCUGUAGUCCGCGGGGAGACGUUUGAACUCAAAGCCACCGUCUUCAAUUACCAGAAGGACUGCAUCCAGGUGAGUGUCCGGCUGGCAGAAUCGCAGCAGGUGGAGGUGAAGCCCUGCCUGACCUGCCAGUUUACCGCCUGCCUCUGCGCGGAGGAGGCCCAGACCUUCUCUUGGAACGUGACGGCGACGCACCUAGGACAUGUUAAUCUCUCGGUAACUACGGAGGCUGAGGAGACGCAGGACCUGUGUGGCAACAAAAUCGCCGUGAUGCCCCCCCAUGGCCGCUCCGACACCGUGAUCAAGCCCCUGCUGGUCAAGCCAGAAGGCGUCCCCAAGGAAGAGACCCACAAUGCAUUCCUCUGCUCCUCAGGGGAUGCCAUGGUGGAGGAAGUUUCUCUCAAGCUGCCCGAGGAUCCUGUGGAGGACUCUGGCCGAGCCACCUUCUCUGUCAUCGGUGACAUUCUGGGCCCCGCUCUGCAGAAUUUAGACCAGCUGCUCGAGAUGCCCUUCGGCUGCGGGGAGCAGAACAUGGCCAAGUUUGUUCCCAAUAUCUUCAUCCUCCGAUACCUGGAAGCAACCAACCAGGCGAGUCCCGAGAUCAAAGCCAAGGCCACGGAAUACAUGAAGAGCGGGUACCAGCGGGAACUGCUGUACAAACGCAAGGAUGGGUCCUACAGUGCCUUUGGGAUGAGCGACAAUGAGGGCAAUACUUGGCUGACGGCUUUUGUGGCCCGGGCCUUCGGUCAGGCCAAGUCCUACAUCUACAUCGACGAGAAGCACGUUGAGGACGCUAUUCACUGGCUGAAGCAGCACCAACAUCCCAACGGCUGCUUUGAAAGCGUGGGGAGGCUCUUCAACAACGCCCUGAAGGGCGGAGUGGACGAUGAGCUCUCGCUGACGGCUUACGUGGCGGCCGCGCUGCUGGAGCUUCACCUUGACCAGAACGGUACCAUUGUGGAAGAUGCUCUAGCCUGUCUUAAGAGGAACUUAAGUUCUGUGCACGGCGCCUACAACAGAGCCCUGUUCGCAUAUACCUUCACGUUGGCAGGUGACAUGGAGACACGGCAGCAGCUCCUGGCUGACGGAAACGAGGAAUCCGAAUCCUCCUCAGCCACUGAGGCGAUCGCGUACGGCCUCCUGGCUCUCCUCUCUAAGCCAGACGUCUCUGCGGACGACAUCACAGAAGCUUCUCAGUCGACGCGCGCCCUCGUCUCAAAGCAGAACUAUUACGGGGGAUUUGAUUCCACGCAGGACACGGUGGUUGCCCUGCAGGCUCUCUCCAGGUACGCAGCCUUGACCUAUCGCGAGAUCGAAGGCGUCCAGGUGCUGGUGAAGUCCGCCACGGGUUUCCAGCACGAAUUCCACGUGGACAAGGGCAACCGGCUGGUGCUGCAGCAGGCGUCUCUCCCCGAGGUCCCCGGGCAGUACACGGUGGAGGUCUUGGGGAACGGCUGUGCGUACGUGCAGAGCAUGCUUCGAUAUAACCUACAUCCGGAGAAGACCAACGUUUUCACGCUGACUGUGGAGACAUCCCCCAAAGAGUGCAAUCAGACUUCCAGGAAACAUUUUGAUAUCCAUCUUCAAGUGAGCUACACGGGGCAACGGGAAUCGAGCAACAUGGCCUUGAUAGAAGUGAACAUGCUCUCGGGAUUCAUCCCCGUGAAGAAGUCUGUGAGGAGGCUGGAAGGGAAACUUGGAGUAAAGAAGGUGGAAUUUGACCCUGACAAAAUCAGUCUCUACCUGGAUCAGCUGGAUGACACCGUGCGGAACUACCAUUUCUCUGUGGAGCAGGACGUGGAAGUACAAGGCCUGAAGCCGGCGGCAGUGAAGGUGUAUGAUUACUACCACCCAGAGGACUACGCCGUGGCUGAAUACAACGCGCCCUGUGGCACAGAAAUUACAAAAGAAGAUAACCACUAAAAUCCUCUGCGUUUGUACCUGAAG
Molecule: messenger RNA, 4593 nt
Organism: Euleptes europaea (tarantolino)
Lineage: Eukaryota; Metazoa; Chordata; Lepidosauria; Squamata; Sphaerodactylidae
Product: alpha-2-macroglobulin-like protein 1
Exons: 38
Coding region: 1-4569 (1522 amino acids)
Cellular component (GO): extracellular region
Molecular function (GO): endopeptidase inhibitor activity
Source: RefSeq, a predicted model, not a curated record